Molecule: messenger RNA, 595 nt
Organism: Dunckerocampus dactyliophorus (ringed pipefish)
Lineage: Eukaryota; Metazoa; Chordata; Actinopteri; Syngnathiformes; Syngnathidae
Gene: polr3k
Product: polymerase (RNA) III (DNA directed) polypeptide K
Exons: 3
Coding region: 144-470 (108 amino acids)
Biological process (GO): termination of RNA polymerase III transcription; DNA-templated transcription
Cellular component (GO): RNA polymerase III complex
Molecular function (GO): DNA-directed RNA polymerase activity; zinc ion binding; nucleic acid binding
Source: RefSeq, a predicted model, not a curated record
CCACUGCAUGCCUAUCUUCCGGUAUUGCAACGGUUGUUUUGUUUCUGUAGUCAACCUUAGCUUGUUUGUUUUGGGCGUGAUAUUACACAGAUUUUGAAGUUUCUUCAAAUUCAAUUUAGAUGUAAAUGUGAGUCUUCAACAACAUGCUUCUUUUUUGUCCAACCUGCGGGAAUGUUUUGAUCGUUGAAGAAGGGCAGAAGUGCCUGAGGUUUGCUUGUAACACAUGUCCCUAUAUACAUAACGUCACCAGAAAGGUAAAUAACAGAAAGUACCCCAAGUUGAAGGAAGUGGAUGAUGUCCUGGGUGGAGCUGCUGCUUGGGAAAACGUGGAUUCGACUGCGGAAACCUGUCCAAAGUGUGAACAUCCACGGGCGUACUUCAUGCAGAUUCAGACACGAUCUGCAGACGAACCGAUGACCACUUUCUACAAAUGCUGCAAUGCCCAAUGUGGACACAGAUGGAGAGAUUAACGUGUCGACUGUAUUUCCUUUGUGGACAUAUUUUGCUUUCUGUUCAUUGUACCUGUACUUGAUAGUCCUCUAAUAUUUAAACACACAGUGCCUCCAAAAUGACAAUAAAGCGUCAGCAAAAACUG